This is a messenger RNA of Arabis nemorensis, 819 nucleotides long. The record is from the annotation of a GenBank genome assembly. Lineage: Eukaryota; Viridiplantae; Streptophyta; Magnoliopsida; Brassicales; Brassicaceae.
AUGGAAGCUCCUCGUCCCGUCGUUAGAAAAAUACAGAGGAAGCCGCUCGCGGAUUGCACAAACACCGUCUCUAGAUCUUCCCAACAGUCAUCUUCUUCCUCCGCUACUCUCGUCAAAUUCGCGAAUCCGAGUCUCACUUCUUCUCUCAAGAGGUUAGUAGAUCAAACUACUCUCAAGGAGAAACAACCCAAAGAUGUUGAUAACUCGGAAGCUGUUACCGGAAACGCUUCUCGAUCUAUUGCCACGAAAUCGAAGCCCGUAACUCGUCGUAUCUCUUCCGAUCUGGGGUUUCAAGCCUCUUCGCCUUCUCGUACUCGAAAACCGGAAGAUGUUAAUAAUUCGAAGCUUGGUGAAGGAAGCGCUUCCCGGUCUGUUGCCACGAGCGCUAGACGCGUAACUCGCCGUAUGUCUACUGAUCUGGGUUUUCCGGCUACUGUGCCUUCUCUUCCCCAGAACUCGCGCUCUGAUCAAGGCGUUAGUGACAAGGAGAUUACUGAGCCUUACUCAGUUUACACGGUAAGAAGGAAGGCUUCUGGGAUGAAAAGGAAUAAAGAAGCAUCUUCGUCUGGUGCAGUGGCUAACCUUCUUCUUGACUUGAUUCCAAGCUCAGGGAAGCAAACACAUCACGCAAGUAAAAACAAACCGACACCCUUGAAGAAAGUGGCUCCCAAAAAGAGGCAGCGAACGGUAAAGCAUGAGGAAGAUAAAGUGGCUCAUGGGGCUUCUCAGGAUUAUAUCGAGCAGCAGAGAGCUUACUUUGCAGAGGUUGAUGCAUUUGAGCUGCCAGAAGAAGAGGUAUCUAGUAGCGACUUAGACUAA